ACUUGUGGUUUUGAGAUGCUCUCACCGAGUAUUUCCAGCAAUCAUGUGUCCAGAAACGGAAACGGAUCCUCCGGCACAAUUGCUGGGAUCGCUAGCUGAGAACCCAUUGCAAGCGGACGAAAAUCCCCUAGACGACGAUUCCGCCCUUGGAAGCUCCUAUGGCUCGGCUAGUUACCAAACAACCCUAGCUUCCAGUGUAAUGAAUUACAAAUAUGAAAAUGGGCGACGUUAUCAUGCAUUUCGCGAAGGCUCCUAUCUACUUCCGAACGAUGAGGAAGAACAAGAUCGCAUGGAUCUAGUACACCACCUGUAUUGUCUGGCUCUCGGAGGCAAGCUCUUCUUUGCUCCUAUCCAGGACAAGCCCCAGCGAGUGCUUGAUCUAGGCACUGGUACUGGGAUCUGGGCAAUGGACUUUGCAGACCAAUAUCCAUCGGCGCAAGUCAUUGGGACUGAUCUAAGCCCCAUCCAACCCAAAUGGACUCCACCGAAUUGUACCUUUGAAGUUGAAGAUUUUGAGGCAGAGUGGCUCUACGAAAAGCCGUUUGAUUUCAUCCACGGUCGGGAAUUGGAAGGAUGCAUAAGCAAUGACGACCAGCUAUUCCAUCGAGCGUUCAAACACCUGGCGCCUGGCGGAUAUAUUGAAUUCCAGGCGACUAACCCCGGGUUUCUUUCUGAUGACGAUACCGCUAAGGAUGCAGUGAAUGCCCAGCUGUGGCUGAAACAUUUAGUCGAAGGAACAGCGAAGUUUGGUAAGCCCAUGGAUGGUGUGUUUAUGUGGAAAGAGAAGUUAGAGAGUAUCGGGUUUAUUGAUGUUCAGCAGCUAAUCUACAAGGUUCCUGUUGGUGCUUGGGCUAAAGAUCCAAAGCUCAAGGAGCUUGGCAGAUUCCAGGGAAUUCAGCAGGUGCAAGCGGUCGAGUCAUAUACACCGGCACUCUUCGCUCGCAUUCUGGGUUGGACUGAAGAGGAAAUCCAGGUCUUCAUUGCCAAGGUUAAGAAGGACCUGACGAAUCCAAAGAUCCACCUUUACAUUCCAGUGUUUUUCGUCUGGGGACGGAAGCCAACUGCCGGGAAUAGCGAAUGAAUUAUUACGGCGAGAAGACAAUUUAUCUCCAUUACAGCGA
Molecule: messenger RNA, 1121 nt
Organism: Ilyonectria robusta
Lineage: Eukaryota; Fungi; Ascomycota; Sordariomycetes; Hypocreales; Nectriaceae
Product: S-adenosyl-L-methionine-dependent methyltransferase
Exons: 9
Coding region: 44-1081 (345 amino acids)
Molecular function (GO): methyltransferase activity
Source: RefSeq, a predicted model, not a curated record